This is a messenger RNA of Aspergillus eucalypticola CBS 122712, 381 nucleotides long. RefSeq lists its product as uncharacterized. The record is from RefSeq and is a predicted model, not a curated record. The transcript has 4 exons. The coding region runs from base 1 to 381 and encodes 126 amino acids. NCBI's taxonomy places the organism in Eukaryota, Fungi, Ascomycota, Eurotiomycetes, Eurotiales, Aspergillaceae.
AUGUUGAUGAAUAUGCUGCAUGAUGCAGUAUCCGCUUCGCACUCAUCAAGACAAAUCAACCAUAUUGAACAUCAAAUCAUCACUACAACAUUACCAACCAUGAACGUCUCGGCUUCUCCCUCUGGCUCGCAGCCUUUCAUCAAGAGACCUACUUUAAGUCCUGCAUUCAAGAAGCCUAGCAGAUGGUAUCUCCCGCUCAUGGGCGCCAUAGCUCUUGGUUUCGGAGUCGCCAACUACUACGAAAACCAAGCCCGCCAGCCCCAGUUCGACCGUGAAGAAGAGGAACGUCUUCGAAAGAACCGGGCCCUGAUGGAUGCCUACGGCGACAAAGAAACAGUUCAGGAUAUCGAACGGGCGCUGGUCGUCUAUGACCUUCAGUAA